This is a messenger RNA of Vicia villosa (hairy vetch), 1693 nucleotides long. RefSeq names its product eukaryotic peptide chain release factor subunit 1-3. Gene Ontology annotation, biological process: cytoplasmic translational termination. Gene Ontology annotation, cellular component: translation release factor complex; cytosol. Gene Ontology annotation, molecular function: sequence-specific mRNA binding; translation release factor activity, codon specific. NCBI's taxonomy places the organism in Eukaryota, Viridiplantae, Streptophyta, Magnoliopsida, Fabales, Fabaceae. The coding region runs from base 184 to 1494 and encodes 436 amino acids. The record is from RefSeq and is a predicted model, not a curated record. The transcript is spliced from 2 exons.
UUAAAAUAUCUAAUCCAACGGCGGAAAAACCAGAUCCAAAUUUUAUUAAUCAUCCAAAACACCAUACAAAAUUCUUCUCUUUCAAACUUGUCACUUUCCGAGUCUUGAUAUUUUCUUACAGAAGCGCCGGCGAAAACCCUAGAUACUCCUACCGCCAGGCUAUUCUUUCUGUCUGCAUAAGCGAUGGCUGACGGUGAAUCUGACAAGAACAUUGAGAUAUGGAAGAUCAAAAAGUUGAUCAAAGCAUUGGAAGCUGCAAGAGGUAAUGGUACCAGCAUGAUUUCUCUGAUAAUGCCUCCACGCGAUCAAGUAUCUCGUGUCACUAAGAUGUUGGGAGAUGAAUAUGGAACUGCUUCAAAUAUCAAAAGUAGGGUAAACCGACAAUCUGUGCUUGGAGCCAUUACUUCUGCUCAACAGAGGUUGAAACUGUACAAUAAGGUUCCUCCGAAUGGAUUGGUUCUUUAUACGGGUACCAUUGUCACUGAUGAUGGAAAGGAAAAGAAAGUAACAAUUGAUUUUGAACCUUUCAAACCAAUUAAUGCAUCACUUUAUCUUUGUGAUAACAAGUUUCACACAGAAGCUCUAAACGAACUUCUAGAAUCAGAUGACAAGUUUGGUUUUAUAAUUAUGGAUGGAAAUGGAACCCUUUUCGGGACUCUAAGUGGAAAUACUCGUGAGGUGCUUCAUAAGUUUACUGUUGAUCUACCAAAGAAACACGGUAGAGGAGGGCAGUCAGCUCUGCGUUUUGCUCGUCUUCGUAUGGAAAAACGACACAAUUAUGUUAGGAAGACUGCAGAACUUGCUACUCAGUUUUACAUCAACCCUGCUACUAGUCAGCCUAAUGUUGCCGGACUCAUACUUGCUGGUUCGGCCGACUUCAAGACUGAGCUUAGCCAGUCCGAUAUGUUCGAUCCUCGCUUGCAAGCAAAGAUAUUGAACGUGGUCGAUGUUUCCUAUGGUGGGGAAAAUGGAUUUAAUCAAGCUAUUGAGUUAUCUGCUGAGAUUCUAUCUAAUGUGAAGUUCAUACAAGAGAAACGCUUGAUAGGAAAAUAUUUUGAAGAGAUAAGCCAAGAAACUGGGAAAUAUGUUUACGGAGUUGACGACACAUUGAAGGCUCUAGAAAUGGGUGCUGUUGAAACACUCAUUGUAUGGGAAAAUUUGGAUAUUAACAGGUAUGUGCUAAAAAAUGCUACAACCGGUGAGAUUGUAAUAAAGCAUUUGAAGAAGGAACAAGAGAGUGAUCAAAGCCAAUUCCGCGAUGCGGAAACCUCUGCAGAGUUGGAGGUUCAAGAGAAGCUGCCGUUACUUGAGUGGUUUGCGAAUGAGUACAAAAAAUUUGGAUGCACGCUGGAAUUUGUGACCAACAAAUCCCAAGAAGGGUCACAGUUUUGCAGAGGGUUUGGUGGCAUCGGAGGUAUGCUUCGCUACCAGCUUGAUAUCAGAUCAUUUGAUGAGUUAUCUGAUGAUGAUGGAGUGUACGAGGAUUCUGAUUAAAUGUGUAAUUGACGAGUUUGGUAGAAUCAGUGCCCCAAAAUCAUGGUACCGUUGUGAUUUUGUGAAAUCAAGGUUGAUUCCAAAUGUGCACUAAACAUCUAUUAUUCUAGUGUCUUGCAUUGAAUUUUGUUUUGGAUAAUUGUAUGAAUGACUUUUACUUCACCUAAUAUUUCCUAUACAUCAUUUGAAUUUUAUGGCA